Molecule: messenger RNA, 1955 nt
Organism: Chelmon rostratus (copperband butterflyfish)
Lineage: Eukaryota; Metazoa; Chordata; Actinopteri; Chaetodontiformes; Chaetodontidae
Gene: c12h1orf35
Product: chromosome 12 C1orf35 homolog
Exons: 8
Coding region: 546-1454 (302 amino acids)
Source: RefSeq, a predicted model, not a curated record
CACGUUACGUUCGCGAGCGUCGAGAACACGCGCGGCAAAACACGGAAACGUUGAUUUUUAUUAACAUUAGCCGAAGACAGUAACGUUAGGCGACACACACGCAGCCAUUUUAAAUAACUAAUCUAUAUGUAACGCUGCAGUUUCUUCCUUAACGGAGGGAUACACAUACGCACGGUCAAGCACUUUUAUUACAGCUUUUGUUUUUAGGCGUUAGUAACGUUAGCUAUAUAGCAUAGCCUAGCUUGAGUUGAAUGCUGUUCCAAUCAACUUUUCCUCCUUCGCUCUGUAGUUCUUUCUGAAAGUAACAAAGUUUGUUACCGGGUUAUCUUCAGUUGUCGAAGUAAACACUACCGAUCCAGGAAACACAUUAUGUUCCGAUCAACAAAAGGAAGUUAAACUUACCGCACAACUCCCCGGAUGAGUGAACGAUGCUGAAGGCCUGACCAAUCGCGCUACUCGUGUGCUAAUGUGGCUAAAGUCGGCUGGUUGAGCUAACAGCAGACCAACGUUACUUUUCUCUUAGGUCUUCACCAUCACUGUCUAAAAUGUUUGGUUCUUCGAGGUCGGGAGGGGUCAGAGGAGGCCAGGACCAGUUCAACUGGGAUGACGUAAAAGCCGAUAAGCACAGAGAAAACUAUCUCGGGAACUCUUUGAUGGCACCAGUAGGACGAUGGCAAAAAGGCAAAGAUCUGACAUGGUAUGCAAAAGAUAAAAAAGGCAGUAGACCCUUGUCCAAAGAAGAAGAACUUGCUGCUGUCAAGGCUGCAGAGCACGAGGCACUGAUGGCUGCCCUAGGGCACAAGAAUAUAAAGAGGCAGCCAACUGGCCUGACUAAAGAGGACCUCGCAGAUGUUUGCAGGCGGGAAGAGGCUGAUGGUGAAGAGAGAAAUGUGGACCGUAUCUCAGGCUUGGGAAGUUCCAGUGCAGGGUCAAGGAAGAUGGUGCUCUCCCAAAAGGAAAAGGAGGCAGCUAAAAUAGGCUUGCCUGUUUUUACACACCACAAAACAGAGACUCGUCCAGAAACCUCAACAGCAAAGACAUCUCAGAGUGUAGAAAAGGAAGAUGUGGCACAACGGCACGAGAGCAAAAAGAAGAAGAAAGAGAAAAAGAGCAAAAAGGAGAAAAAGAAGAAGGAAAAAAAGAAAAAGAGGCAAAGAAGAGACUCGUCCUCCUCAGAGUCAGAUGACAACAGAAAGAGGCAGAGAAAGGACCACCAUCAUCAUAAUCCAUCAUACCAGAGUCAGAGUGGAGCCAGACCCCAUGACAGCCAUUCAAGGGGGGGAGCAAAGGCCGAGCGACAACCCUCCCACCCCCAUCACCGACAGCAGCGACAUGACACAGACUCCUCUGAUGGGGGGUCUCCUGUCCCCCGUAACCCUGUCAGCCACAAGACGGCCCCUGCUGGUGCCACACAAAGCCACAGGCGGCGCCACGACACAGACUCGGACGACUAAUGUCCUCCCCACCCCCUACCCCCCCAAUUCAAAGAUGCAUAACGCGGACAGAACGCCCUACAGCAGCUUCACUGGCCCUGAAGAAAGGGCAUGGAUGGAGACAGAUCGACUGACAGGCUUUGGCCUCAUGUUUUAACUUCUUCACCCAAUAAGUCUGUCAGUUGGUCAUGGGACACUGAUGUCUUUUGUGUUGCUCUGGGUUGUGUUUGACAAGGUAGUUUUUUUUUUGUUUUUUUUUUACACAUUUUAUGUGAUUAAACCACCAAAUCUCACGUUUUCUGUAUUGUCAUAGCUUGUGUUUUUUGUGUGUUUACCUCAUUACUUCAAAUACUAUGCAAGAUAAAACAACACAAACAGAACAACAACAACACAGUGAUCUUUUAUUCCUAUGUCUGGCCCUGGUGGCUGUUACUGUUAGAGAAAUUAACCCAGAACAUUGUAACUGCAAGAAGAGAAAACAUGCAAAAUAUCCCAAUCCCAUCAUUUCUUGUGUGCUGUAAG